Oncorhynchus kisutch (coho salmon) is the source of this 1744-nucleotide messenger RNA. Its product is annotated as annexin A1-like. The transcript has 12 exons. Gene Ontology annotation, molecular function: phosphatidylserine binding; calcium ion binding; phospholipase inhibitor activity. The coding region runs from base 288 to 1382 and encodes 364 amino acids. Gene Ontology annotation, biological process: phagocytosis; cellular response to glucocorticoid stimulus; signal transduction. The record is from RefSeq and is a predicted model, not a curated record. NCBI's taxonomy places the organism in Eukaryota, Metazoa, Chordata, Actinopteri, Salmoniformes, Salmonidae. Gene Ontology annotation, cellular component: plasma membrane; nucleus; vesicle membrane.
GCAAUCUGUCUGAGAAGUUUCACAGUCCCUACCUUUGUCUAGCUGACCUGUGCCACCAUGUCCUUCUUGCAGCAGACCGUCUAUCUGGGCAUGGCAGAUGACUCGACCCAACUCAAUCAGGGCACUGUGAUUCCAUACCCGCUUUUCAGUGCCGAUGGGGAUGCAGGCAUCUUGGAUAAGGCCAUCAAGGCCAAAGGUGAGGUUGUCUCACACACACACACAAAUAAUGUUUGAAUGUGUUUCAUAGCAGAGAAGCUUAGGUGAAUAGAACUCACUCCGUGUGUAACAUGAGGCAGCAUAGAAGGAUAUUCGGAGGGAAUGUGACCGUGUGUACAUUUCCGGGUCCGUGUUUUCAUUGUCUCUUGCUGGGGAGUAGUCAGAGCUGCCUAACCGUAAGCCCGGGGCCACACACACACUUAACGUUCAUAAAGAAAUUGAUAAGGGCUCAUGGAUUAGAGUAUGCAACAACAUUUCUUAUUGAACAAGUCCUUCCAUCUUGUCUCUGUGACGUAGGUGUAGAUGAGAACACCAUCAUUGAUGUGCUGGUGAAGAGGAGCAACGCCCAGAGACAGCAGAUCAAAGCUAGCUACCAAAAGGCUAGUGGCAAGCCUCUGGAGACUGCCCUGAAGUCGGCCCUAAAUGGAGAGCUGGAGGAUGUGGUUCUGGCACUGCUCAAAACGCCAGCCCAAUAUGAUGCCCAACAGCUCAAACUGGCCAUGAAGGGAUUGGGCACAGAUGAGGAUACUCUGAUUGAGAUUCUGGCCUCCAGGACCAAUAAAGAGAUCAAAGAGAUAAAGAAAGCCUAUCAGGAAGAAUACAAAAACGAGCUGCAGAAUGACAUCAAGUCUGACACAGGCGGAGACUUCAGAAAUGCUCUGCUCUCGCUCUGCAAGGGUACUAGGAAUGAGGACUUCAUCGUGAACCAGGAACUUGCUGAAAGUGAUGCCAAGGCCCUGUAUGAGGCUGGAGAGAAGAAGAAGGGAACGGACUGCUCUGUCUUCAUAGACAUUCUGACCACCAGAAGUGCUCCUCAGCUCCGCCAAGCGUUUGAGAAGUACUUCAAGUACAGUAAGGUGGAUGUGACAAAGGCUAUCGACCUGGAACUGAAGGGAGACAUUGAGAACUGUCUGACUGCCGUAGUGAAAUGUGCUGGAAGCAAGCCUGCUUUCUUUGCUGAGAGACUCAACUUGGCCAUGAAGGGUAAAGGAACCAGGACCAAGAUUCUGACCCAUGUCAUGGUGAGCCGUUCUGAAGUGGACAUGGCCCGGAUCAAACAGGAGUACAAGAAGACGUUUGGGAAAACCCUCUAUCAGGACAUUCUGAAUGACACCAAUGGCGACUAUGAGAAGAUCCUACUGGCCUUGUGUGGAAGUGACAGCUAACUUUCUCUCUUCUCUCACCUAGCAAGAAUGGCAUUCACACCAUUUUAGAAAACUGUACAUGAUGAAACAUUCCCCUCCAAUGCCUCAAUGUGCACUUCCCAAAAUGCAAAAUAUAAUGGUUCAUGACAACUAUCUGAAAUGGCAGUCCUGAUGUAUUUUUGCUAAAUGCUAACAGCAAUAAGCACAGUUAGCAUGUUAAGCAGCAUUGCAUAAUUUAGCCUAGCUUCAGCAGACUUGGUGAUCUAUUCCAUAGUGCAAUAUAUCACACACUUAACCAUUUGUGAGCCAAGAAUAUACAGUGGCAUUGUACCCUGGUUGAAUAACUGGUCCUUUGUGAAAAUAAAGCUUUUUAUGUGGAUCCA